This is a messenger RNA of Striga asiatica, 2414 nucleotides long. Lineage: Eukaryota; Viridiplantae; Streptophyta; Magnoliopsida; Lamiales; Orobanchaceae. The record is from the annotation of a GenBank genome assembly.
UUUUUUUUUUUUNAAUGUCAUAACAAAUAACACUGAUUUUAUUUUAUUUUUUUUAAUAAAAAACAAAUAUUUACAUUUAUGAAUAUUUAAUCACUUUAUUAUGAAAUAAUCACAUUAACUAACACAGCUGUGUUUUACUAUUUAUACCAUUAUACUAUCACAAAAUAGUCACAUUAACUAAUGCGAUUAUAUUUUCAUUUCACACUAAUAUUCUACUUAAUUUUCCUAGCACGAGAAACCAAAAAAACCAUCCCUUUUCCUUUACAAAAGAAGCCAAAUUUGGAGAUAGUUUACUUCUUCUCAACACCCUUCACACAUUCCACCCAACUGGUCCCUACUAAAAAUCCUUAAUAACCAAUAAAACAUCAUAAAUGGCCCCAAAACAUAUAACAUUCACUGAAAAUUCAAGUUAACAGCUGCCAAGAUAAUAAUUUUUUUCCAGAAAAUUAAUUAGGUGAUGAAUAAAACAGUUUUGUCUUAGCACAUACUUUUCCCUCUUUUUUUUUGUGUUGUCUGUCUGGCAUUCUGUUAUACUUCACCUUAUCCUCAUUUUGAACCAAAGAACAUGCCUUAUUGGCUUCAAAGUUCAAACCCAUUUUCUGGCUUCAGAUUUCAACUCACUAAAAAUAAUAUUCUUUCAGUGUUUAAACUUUAAACCCCACCAACACAAUCUUUUGUCCCCUUAAAUUCUUUCCUUUUUUUCAUUACAACAAAACACCAUAUUCAUCGUUUCUGUUCAAGAAAUGGAGAAGUUCAUGCAGAGGGAAAAUGUUCAAGUGGGCUUAUCCUCCUCUGCAAGAGGCCCAAGCUCCGAUGACGUGGACUUCAACGAUGUUUUCGGGGGCCCGCCGAGGCGGUUUUCGAUGCAGGAGCCCAAUAAGGAGAAGGCCCGUUUGCCAUGGGUCGAGAAGCCCAUUUUCGGUGAGGAAAGCGGGCCGAGAAGGAGGCAGCAAAGGGACGACUUUUUUGACGACAUAUUUAGGGGUUCGAAGGAAAACGAUCGAGAUGGGGUAUUCGGGUCGGGCCCCGGUUCGAGGAUCAUGAGCCCGGUUAGGCCCUUUUCGCCUAAAACCGAGCCUUUUGGCACCUCCCUACCAACUCAGUUUAGUCUCCCUGCAAAAUUUAUCAAAACUGUCGAGCUCCCGCCUUUUGGUUCGAACAUAAACGCAUUAAGCAGUCCACAGUCUUCAAGCCCAUCAUCAAGAUUUUCGAGUCAGUCGAUCAAGGGCCAGGAUCAUAAGACGAGAAGAAAUCGAGUCGAUUCUUAUGAUUCGCCUCUUGCCGAUGAAAGUUUCCAUUUCUCGAUUUAUAAAUGGGCGGGCUGGGAAGUCCCGGUUCUGUUGCCGGGCUUUCUGGCUGGGAAUAGUUUGAAGUCGAAAAAAAGCAGCGGUUAUUAUGAUGAUAUAACAAUGGAGCUCGAAAAUGAAGUUUCAAGAACAAAAUCAGGAGUAAGUGUAAAUGAAAAUGUAGUUCUUGAAGGUGAAAAAGCUUGUGUAGAGAAAAAAGUUGAAAAAAAACAAGUCCUUUUGAAGAAGGAGAUUAAGUCUCUCGAGAAAGAGGCGAAGAAGCCUCUUCGAGCUUUUCUGCAUUGUGACGAGGUCGACCAGAAGCCAAAGCCAGAAAUUGGUGCGGCUAAUUCGCGUGACGUAAAAAAUGCCAAUAAACAUGAAAAAAAGACCAAUGUCAACAAGGUACAACAUGGUGCAGCUGCAAAUUCAGUAAAAAGUAGUGUGUCCAGAGGAAAGGUGAAGGAGUUUGUUCAAAUUUUCAACCAAAACGAGACCCAAGUGAUUUUGAAUGCGGCAAAAGAUAAAGAAAAAGUUCAUGAAGCUUAUAAGAAAUCAGAUGUUUCACUCAAGGUUGACAUGAGCAUAAACGACAAAGGAUCACGAGAGCACUCAAGUAAACCAGUUUCAACCAAUGUCAAGAAAAACAUUUCUUCAGAGUCGUUUCACAAGGAAUCAAAGGUUGCACCGGAAAAUCUGGAUGAUUCUUUAGAAGACAACUUCAUGGUUCAGGAAUUAUCUUAUGAUCAUGAAAAGGUCACACGGGAUGAAGGUUGUGAAGACACGAAAACUAUAGAUGCAAAAAUUCAACAAUGGUCAUUUGGGAAGAAAGGAAAUAUUCGUUCGCUUCUAUCAACAUUGCAAUGCGUUCUUUGGAGUGGAAGUGGAUGGAAUCCGGUUCCUCUUGUCGAUUUAAUCGAAACAAAUUCUGUAAAACGAGCUUAUCAAAAAGCUCUAUUAAGACUUCAUCCGGAUAAGCUUCAGCAAAAAGGUGCUGCUUUUCAUCAAAAGUACAUUGCAGAGAAAGUUUUCGACAUUCUUCAGGAGGCGUGGGAUCAUUUCAACAGCUCAUCUAUAAACUUGUGAUAGAAUCGUAACAAAUGCAGGUGUAAAUAUCAUUUUGAAACU